AUGACAACUGAAGGGAGCCGUAGCGGAUUUGUGCAGCCAGCAAUUCCGAAGCUUGAUGGUCAUUAUGAUCAUUGGAGCUUGUUGAUGGAGAAUUUUUUGAGAUCAAAGGAAUAUUGGGGACUGAUUGAGGAAGGAAUUCCAGAAGUAAGGGAUGAAACAACCUUGACUGAUGCACAGUUAAAGGCGAGAAACGAAUUGAAGCUGAAGGAUCUAAAGGCAAAGAAUUAUUUGUAUCAAGCAAUUGAUCGAGUUGUUCUCGAAACCAUUCUCAAGAAGGAUACUUCCAAAGGCAUAUGGGACUCCUUAAAGAAGAAGUAUCAAGGCAAUAGUAGAGUCAAGCACACUCAAUUACAAGCUCUUCGUAAAGAGUUUGAAAUUCUGCACAUGAAGGCUGGAGAAUCUGUUGAUGAGUAUUUUGCAAGGACGUUGACGAUUGCAAACCGAAUGAGGAUACAUGAAGAGAAGAUGGAAGAUGUGACAAUUAUAGAGAAAAUUUUACGCUCUAUGACAACUAAGUUUGACUAUGUCGUAUGUUCAAUAGAAGAAUCAAAUGACAUCGACACCAUGUCAGUAGAUGAAUUACAAAGUUCACUAUUAGUGCAUGAACAACGCAUGUCAAAUCAAGUUAAGGAAGAGUAA
Molecule: messenger RNA, 639 nt
Organism: Medicago truncatula (barrel medic)
Lineage: Eukaryota; Viridiplantae; Streptophyta; Magnoliopsida; Fabales; Fabaceae
Exons: 1
Coding region: 1-639 (212 amino acids)
Source: RefSeq, a predicted model, not a curated record